GAAUUUUUUUCAACAUUUCUUCGUUUGUCGGCCAUAGGUUCCUCCGUGCCUCGGCUGACCCAUGCUUGUGUGUUGUGUUCAAUGAUUUAUUGUUGUCCAGUAACAUUAUUAAUUGAGAUUAUUUGAGAUUAGGACUUUUUAUUUAUUCAAUACUGUUUUUCUUUUCGUCUUUGCUUGUUUCUUCAUUGAGUGCUAUAGGUGUGCGGGCUCAUUCUUUCUGUACAUUCGAUUUCUUACAAGCUUACUGGCUUUCAAAGUUGGAAACUCACCUCCUUACAAUGGCAUCCGCAACUCGUCUCCCUCUUAAAUCGAUCGCGUUUACUACGGCAGUGGCAGCGGCAGCAGGUAUCUCUCAUGUGAAUAUACAAAAAUUACUUUCCGAUGUCUUCACUGGACCGGGUAGUUAUUCACGGAUUGCAGCUACCGUUGUUAUCCUAGCCAAUUUGAAAAGUUUGCCUGGAGUUUGGCAUUUCCGAGUCUGGAAUGCAAUCCUCAAACAUCUCCUCUUCACCAUCCCAAACAUCCCUUCCGAUCUCGGUCCCGCAUCUCUCUUCCUCCCCGUCAUCACAACCUCCUAUGCUCCCCUCUGGGAAUGCGAUUACAAUUUCCACAAAUCGAAUAGUACCUAUUUUUCGGAUCUCGACGUGACGCGUUCGCAUAUCAUUUGUUGUCUUCUGCAACCGGGGAUUCAAGCUCUGCAAGCCAAUCCGAAAAAUAAACUGGUGCUGGAUAAGGAAGGGAAAGCGGUGCGGGGAAGAUGGGGAAUCAUGUUGGGAGGCGUGAUGUGUAAUUUCAAGAGGGAAAUAGGAAUCUAUGAGAAAUAUGAGAUGUGGAGUAGGAUCCUGUGUUGGGAUCGCAAGUGGGUUUAUGUGGUUACGCAUUUUGUGAAGAAGGGGACGGUGAGACCGAGGGGGUUUGUGUUGGGUGAUGGAAGUUGGUUUGGGGGUGGAAAUGCGAGGUUUGAGGAGAGGGAGGGAGAGGGUGGGGAUGCGGUCGAGGUGGAUGAGAAAGCUAUUUUUGCAAGUGCGGUUAGUAAGUAUGUGAUGAAAUUGGGACGAUUGACGGUUCAUCCAGAGGUGGUGUUGAAUGCUAGUGGGGUGUUGCCGGAGAGACCGGGGGGCUGGCAUAGUAUGGCUAAUUCUGGGGUUUCGACGCCGGAGAUGGAUGAGUCGUUUGUGGAGGCGAAGGUUGAGGAUGAGGAGGUUAAGGAGGGGGGAAGUGGGAAUGAAUGGAAUUGGGAGAGAGUUGAGAGGGAGAAUAAGAGAGGAUUACAAUUUGCGGAACAUUUUGCUGCGAUGGAGGGGUUGCAUCAGGAGUUUACUGGGAGUCAGGGACCGGCGUUGGGUAAAUAUAGAGAUUUGUUGUGAGGGUAUAUGGAAACUUUUUGCCGAGUCGAGACGUUGUUUGAUUUGCGAGUUCAUAUAGAUUAUAUUAGAAUAGAAUAGCCUGGACUAGAUCAGCUGGGAUGGAGUACAUAGAUUGUAAAGGAGCAUAUAGACUAAUAUAUAGACGAAAUAUCAAGACAAUUUUGGUAUCUAGGACAAGUGCAAGGCAUUUUUCCGAGCCAAUUUAUUUCUCUCCAGCGUAUCA
Botrytis cinerea B05.10 is the source of this 1590-nucleotide messenger RNA. RefSeq lists its product as hypothetical. The record is from RefSeq and is a predicted model, not a curated record. The transcript has 2 exons. NCBI's taxonomy places the organism in Eukaryota, Fungi, Ascomycota, Leotiomycetes, Helotiales, Sclerotiniaceae. The coding region runs from base 279 to 1367 and encodes 362 amino acids.